Molecule: messenger RNA, 1551 nt
Organism: Arabidopsis arenosa
Lineage: Eukaryota; Viridiplantae; Streptophyta; Magnoliopsida; Brassicales; Brassicaceae
Source: the annotation of a GenBank genome assembly
UUUUGUAAAAUUAUCCUUGAGCUAAAAUCUCCAUAACCAAAGCUUCCUUCCACCAGCACCAAACCAACAAUGGCGUUAACUCCAACUCCCUCUACAUUCACUUCCCUCUUCAAUUUCUCCGAUCAUUCUUCUCAUCCCUCUCCAUCUCUCCAUUAUCUUCUUCCUGGAUCUUCUCCUUCCUUUUCUCUCCAGUUAUCGGCGUUGAGUAGAACUCCGAUCUACUUCGAGGCACUUAAGGUUUUAUCGAGAUCGAAAUGUUUCGCCAAGUCUCCCGCAACCGCCGAGGAUUUCGUUGGCGAUUACGAAACCCUAAACGUUAGCGAUGAUGAUGGCAGUGACAGUAAUAGUAGUGAUGGAGAUAACGGAGGAAGAGAGGAUAUAAAGAAGAUCGAUUCUUCUUCUUCUUCUUCAAGUGAUUCUUCAGCGCUAGGAAUUCGUGAGCCGGUUUAUGAGGUUGUGGAAGUGAAGGCGACUGGAGCAAUUUCUACAAGGAAGAUUAACAGACGACAGCUGCUCAAAUCCAGUGGUCUUCGUCCGAGAGAUAUCCGAAGUGUUGAUCCUUCAUUGUUUAUGACAAACUCAGUGCCAGCUCUAUUGGUCCGUGAACAUGCGAUUCUGCUAAAUUUGGGUUCCCUGCGAGCAAUAGCCAUGCGAGACCGUGUCCUUAUAUUUGAUUAUAACCGGAGGGGAGGAAGGGCUUUUGUAGAUACAUUGAUGCCUCGGCUUAACCCAAGAAGUAUGAAUGGAGGACCGUCUAUGCCAUUUGAACUCGAGGUUGUUGAAUCAGCGCUUAUAUCAAGGAUACAACGAUUAGAGCAAAGGCUUAUGGACAUUGAACCCCGUGUCCAAGCUCUUCUUGAAGUUUUGCCCAAUCGCUUAACUGCUGAUAUAUUGGAGGAACUUCGUAUUAGCAAACAAAGACUGGUUGAAUUGGGCUCCAGAGCUGGAGCUCUUAGACAAAUGCUCCUGGAUCUUUUAGAGGAUCCCCAUGAAAUACGCCGCAUAUGCAUCAUGGGAAGAAAUUGCACUCUUAGAAGAGGAGACGAUGAUUUGGAGUGUACGUUACCCUCAGACAAGCUGAUUGCCGAGGAAGAAGAGGAGGAAAUUGAAAUGCUCUUGGAGAACUAUCUGCAAAGAUGUGAGUCAUGCCAUGGACAAGCAGAAAGACUUCUGGAUUCUGCAAAAGAAAUGGAAGACUCAAUUGCUGUCAAUCUAAGUUCUCGGAGGCUUGAGGUCAGCAGAUUCGAGCUGCUUCUUCAGGUCGGUACAUUCUGUGUUGCAGUUGGUGCUCUCAUCGCAGGUAUAUUCGGCAUGAACUUGAGGUCCUAUCUUGAAGAACAAGCUUCUGCAUUCUGGCUAACAACAGGUGGAAUCAUCAUAGGCGCUGCAGUCGGCUUCUUCCUCAUGUAUUCCUAUCUCAGUAGACGAAAAAUCUUUUGAACCUUCAAUCCUAAAAGACGGAACAAGAGGUAAACCCGUCUUUUCUUCUUCGCAUUUCCGUUUUCCUUUGCAUAUGAUAAAGAGAGCUCAAAAUAAAUGUAUAUAUUACAG